Messenger RNA from Gracilinanus agilis (Agile Gracile Mouse Opossum), 5246 nucleotides. RefSeq names its product microtubule associated serine/threonine kinase 2 (gene MAST2). Gene Ontology annotation, molecular function: protein serine/threonine kinase activity; microtubule binding; ATP binding. Gene Ontology annotation, biological process: intracellular signal transduction; peptidyl-serine phosphorylation. Lineage: Eukaryota; Metazoa; Chordata; Mammalia; Didelphimorphia; Didelphidae. Bases 1 to 5220 code for a protein of 1739 amino acids. Gene Ontology annotation, cellular component: microtubule cytoskeleton. The transcript has 29 exons. The record is from RefSeq and is a predicted model, not a curated record.
AUGAAGCGCUUCCGCACCCGGGACAAGCCCGCGGCCCCCGGGCCGGCUCGCGCGGAGGGGGGGGUCCGGAGGGCGCCGGGGGCUAGGGCCCCCCCUGAGCCGCGAGCCCCCGGUCCAGCUCCUGCAGUCCCCACGCCCCAGGAACAGCAGGAUGUCCUCGCUGGAGGAGCACCCAGCCCCUUGAUCUUCCGGAAGCUCAGCAAUCCCGACCUGUUCUCCUCAAGUGGAAAAGCCAAGCUUCACCGGCAGCUGAGUCAGGACGAUGGCAAAGUCCGGGGCCGGGGGAGCCUGGCUACGGCCCUGUCACUGUCAGGCAAGCAACUGCUGCCUUUGUCCAGUGGUGGGCAUAGUGGCAUGGGACAGCCAGCCUGGCAGUCCUCAGGGGAAGCCUCCAACUUGGUCCGAAUGAGAAACCAGUCCCUGGGGCAAUCGGCCCCAUCGUUGACAGCUGGCCUGAAGGAGCUGAGCCUUCCGAGAAGAGGCAGCUUUUGCAGGACGAGCAACCGAAAGAGCCUGAUCGUGCCGUCUAGCACGUCCCCAACCCUGCCCCGGCCCCACUCUCCACUUCAUGGCCACCCAGGUGGUAGUCCUCUGGACAGCCCCCGGAAUUUCUCUCCAAAUGCUCCGGCUCCACACUUCUCCUUUGUUCCUGCCCGCAGCCAUGGACACAGAGCAGACAGGACGGAUGGACGGCGCUGGUCCUUGGCCUCUCUUCCUUCCUCUGGUUAUGGAACCAAUACCCCCAGCUCUACUGUCUCCUCGUCCUGCUCUUCCCAGGAGAAGUUACACCAGCUCCCCUUCCAGCCCACGGCCGAUGAGCUACACUUCCUGACAAAGCACUUCAGCAGUGAGAGUGUCCCAGACGAGGAGGGCCGCCAGUCGCCAGCCAUGAGGCCCCGCUCACGCAGCCUCAGCCCUGGCCGCUCCCCAAUCUCCUUCGACAGUGAAAUAAUAAUGAUGAAUCAUGUGUACAAAGAAAGAUUCCCCAAGGCCACGGCGCAGAUGGAGGAGCGGCUGGCGGAGUGUAUAGCCUCGAACGCCGCUGAGAACGUGCUGCCCUUGGCGGACGGGGCCCUGAGCUUCAUCCACCAUCAGGUCAUCGAGCUGGCCCGGGACUGCCUGGUCAAGUCCCGCGAUGGGCUCAUCACGUCCCGCUACUUCUACGAGCUGCAGGAAAACUUUGAGAAGCUUCUGCAAGACGCCCACGAGCGGUCCGACAGUGCCGAGGUGGCCUUCGUGACCCAGCUGGUGAAGAAGCUGAUGAUCAUCGUGGCCCGGCCGGCCCGGCUCCUGGAGUGCCUGGAGUUUGACCCCGAGGAGUUCUACCACCUCCUGGAGGCGGCCGAAGGCCAUGCCAAGGAGGGCCAGGGCAUCAAGUGCGACAUCCCACGCUACAUCAUCAGCCAGCUGGGCCUCACUCGGGAUCCCCUGGAAGAAAUGGCCCAGCUGACCAGCUACGACAGCCCGGACACCCCUGAGACCGAUGACUCGGUGGAGGGCCGCGGGGCUGUUUUGCAGCCCAAGAAGACGCCUUCUGAGGAGGAGUUCGAGACGAUCAAGCUGAUCAGCAAUGGUGCCUACGGGGCCGUGUUCCUGGUGAGGCACCGCUCCACGCGCCAGCGCUUCGCCAUGAAGAAGAUUAACAAGCAGAACCUGAUCCUUCGCAACCAGAUCCAGCAGGCGUUCGUGGAGCGCGACAUCCUGACGUUCGCCGAGAACCCCUUCGUGGUCAGCAUGUUCUGCUCCUUCGAGACGCGGCGCCACCUGUGCAUGGUCAUGGAGUACGUGGAAGGGGGGGACUGUGCCACGCUGCUGAAGAACAUCGGGGCGCUGCCCGUGGACAUGGCGCGCAUGUACUUUGCCGAGACGGUGCUGGCCCUGGAGUACCUGCACAACUACGGCAUCGUGCACCGGGACCUCAAGCCCGACAACCUCCUCAUCACGUCCAUGGGCCACAUCAAACUGACCGACUUCGGACUGUCCAAGAUCGGCCUGAUGAGCCUCACCACGAACCUGUACGAGGGCCACAUCGAGAAGGACGCCCGCGAGUUCCUGGACAAGCAGACGGGNACCUCCAAGCUGCUGCACCAGAACCCCCUGGAGAGGAUGGGCACAGGCAGCGCCAGCGAGGUGCGGCAGCACCGCUUCUUCAAGGACCUGGACUGGACGGGGCUGCUGCGCCAGAAGGCCGAGUUCAUCCCGCAGCUGGAGUCCGAGGACGACACGAGCUACUUUGACACUCGCUCAGAACGUUACCGACAUGUGGAUUCGGAGGACGAGGACGAUGCCAACGAUGAUGACCACGUGGAAAUCCGCCAAUUCUCUUCGUGCUCCCCAAGGUUUAGCAAGGUGUACAGCAGCCUAGAGAGACUGUCCCUCCACGAGGAGCGCAGGACGCCCCCCCCGACCAAGCGCAGCCUCAGCGAGGAGAAGGACGACAAGCUGGAUGGCCUCAGCGGCCUCAAGGGCAAAGACCGGGGCUGGGUGAUCGGCUCCCCCGAGAUGCUGAGGAAGCGGCUGUCGGUGUCGGAGUCCUCCCAUACAGAGAGCGACUCCAGCCCGCCCCUGGGGGUGCGACGGCGCUGUUCAGGGCUGCUGGAGGCACCCCGCUUCCCAGAAGCACCUGAAGAGCUGGGCAGCAGCGCCCGGCAGAGCCAGCAGCUGGCAGAGGGUGCAGUGGCAUUCCUGGCUCCACAGCCCAGAGAGGGUGGCCCCGGCCCUGCUCCCGAGCAGCCUGGAGAGCGCAAGGCCCAAGGGGACAAGGAACCAGGUGGGAGCCCCGUGAGCAUCUGUGCCCAGCAAGGUCGCCGGAACAGCCACGAGGGCCUGGAGACCUCCACCCCCAAGGCCAUCAGCGACCUGGCCGUGCGGCGGGCCCGCCACCGGCUGCUGUCCGGGGAGUCUGGAGACAAGCGCACGCCCAGGCCCGCUAACAAAGUCAUCAAGUCGGCCUCGGCCACCGCCCUCUCCCUCCUCAUCCCUUCAGACCACCACGGAUGCUCCCCCUUGGCCAGCCCGAUGUCCCCUCACUCCCAGUCUUCCAACCCCUCGUCCCGGGACUCAUCCCCAAGCAGAGACUUCUCUCCGGCCAUCAGCAGCCUGAAGCCGCCUAUCGUUAUCCACCGAGCUGCCAAGAAGUAUGGUUUCACCCUGCGCGCCAUCCGGGUCUACAUGGGGGACACCGACGUCUACACGGUGCACCACAUGGUUUGGCACGUGGAGGAGGGAGGCCCAGCCAGCGAGGCAGGACUGCGGGAGGGCGAUCUCAUCACCCACGUCAAUGGCGAGCCUGUGCACGGGCUGGUCCACACCGAGGUGGUGGAGCUGAUCCUGAAGAGCGGAAACAAGGUCUCCAUCUCAACGACGCCUUUUGAGAACACUUCCAUCAGGGUGGGCCCCGCGCGCAAGGGCAGCUACAGGUCCAAGAUGGCCCGAAGGAACAGGAAGAGCCGGGCCAAGGACGGACCCGAGAGCAGGAAGAGGGGAUCCUUGUUCCGGAAGAUCACCAAGCAGGCGUCCUUGCUACACACGAGCCGCAGCCUGUCUUCUCUCAGCCGCUCUCUGUCCUCUGGAGAAAGCGGGCCGGGCUCCCCAACUCAUGGCCACGGGCACGGCCACGGCCUGGCCCCACGCUCGCCCACCCAGGGCUAUCGAGUGCCCCCUGAGGCCUCCCAUUCAGGUGGAAAUUCUUCCCAAAGCAGCUCACCCAGUUCUAGUGUGCCCAACUCUCCAGCCAGCUCUGGCCACAUCCGCCCCAGUUCCCUCCAUGGCCUGGCCCCGAAGCUGCAACGGCAAUACCGCUCACCCCGGCGCAAAUCAGCAGGCAGCAUCCCCUUGUCCCCCCUGGCACACACUCCGUCACCCACUCCUCAGGCCACAUCUCCCCAGCGCUCCCCAUCUCCUCUGCCUGGCCAUGCCCUAAGCCCGGCCUUCCCGGGGAAGCUGCACUCCUCGCCGCCCCUCGGCCGGCAGAUCUCCAGGCCCAAAAGCGCCGAGCCUCCCCGUUCCCCGCUCCUCAAGCGGGUCCAGUCGGCUGAGAAGCUGGGGGCCGCCCUGGGGGCCUCAGAGAAAAAGUUGUCUGCCUCACGCAAGCCUAGCCUGGACCUGCCGCCCUGUGAGGUCAAGAAGGAGCUGGGGCUGCCCAGCGAGCCCGGAGACAAGGCCGCGCUGCCCAAGGCGGCCUCUCGCAGCCUGGGCACCAUCCGACACGACCGAGCCGAGCGCCGCGAAGCCCUCCAGAAGCAGGAGGCCAUCCGUGAGGUGGAUUCCUCGGAGGACGAAGAGGACACAGAUGAUGACGGCUCUGAGAAUAGCCAGGAUGGACAAGGACUGCGGCCCCGCCACCCCCUGGCCCAGGCAUCCCUAGAAGGAGGGGACUUAGGCAAGUUCCUGCCCGCUCACCGGGCCCAAGAGAGUGCCAAAGAGUCCGGCCCCUGUGUGCCCCAGGACGUGUGGGGAAGGGCUCGGCCACCCCCAGCCACCUCCGGGACCCCGAGGAGGGCCCUGGCCGAUGAAGCUCACUCUCACCCAGCCGUCUUGGGCACGGCGACACAGCUGGGACCUGACAAGACCCGGGCCCUGGGGGCCAAGGCGCUGCCGAGUCCCCCUGGCGCCCAGGGGUCUCCUCAGGGCUCCUUGAGUUCUGGGGGUCCUUGGGGUUUGGCCUCCACAGAGCCCCCACUCCCCCAAGGGGGUGGGCAGGCCCAGGCCUGUACCGAGCCAGCACUCACAGCACUUUGCCCAUGGCCAUCAGGAAGUCCUCUCCCCACCAUCCCGCACCCCCGGCCUGUUCCACACUCUAAGGAAGCCCCCGGGAGCAGCUCGGGCCCAAUCCAGCUUUGGCCUCUGCCCCUGCAGGUGCCCACCCUGGCUGAGGGUGGGCAUAGCUGGGACACAGUCCCAUCCCAAGCCACCCUGAGCCUUCAGCCUGGACCCAAGCUAGAGGGGUCCUGCCAGCCUAGCCAGCCCCAGGCCUAUAUCACCCCUAGCCUCAGCCCUGCCCCUUGCCCGCCUUGGGAGCCCAAGUGCCCCUGGGCACAGAAGGAGGAGCUGGCCUUGAGUGGCACCAAGGUGCCUGAUGCUGCUGGCGACAGCAAGCAGUCUUGCCAUUGCAAAGGGCACCUGCAGCCCCCCGGAUGUGAGGAGCCUGGGCCACCCAGAGCUCUGCACGAACCCCAUGACUGUCCCCUGGCCCACGAUGACCUUCUGAGAAGAACAUAGCGGCUGGGCCCGGGGCCCACCCCUCC